Emiliania huxleyi CCMP1516 is the source of this 1218-nucleotide messenger RNA. RefSeq lists its product as hypothetical. The transcript has 5 exons. The record is from RefSeq and is a predicted model, not a curated record. Lineage: Eukaryota; Haptophyta; Isochrysidales; Noelaerhabdaceae. The coding region runs from base 1 to 1218 and encodes 405 amino acids. Gene Ontology annotation, molecular function: chloride channel activity.
AUGCUCACCUCGAUCCGGCGGUCGGUCGAGGCACGGCCCACAACGAAGCCAGUCAUUCGGCGGCAGGCCACUCACAUCUACACCUCUCGAGCCGACGCCCGCGCCAGGAUCGCCAAGGAGUCGCCGACGCUGCAGCACACCGAGACGUGGUUCGAGACGCUGGUCUCCGGCCGCGAGUAUCUUCCGACUCGGAUGUGGUGGGUGGUCCAGCUAGUCACGACCUCCGUCACGCUCGCCGACAUCUACUUCUCCAACAGCCCUCCGUCGCUCUUUGGAGGCGCAGCGGCGGCGGCGGCGGACGGCAAAAAUCAAACCUCCUGGUGGCGCAUUCCUGCCCACGCGCACGACACGCUGCUCGGCCUGCUGUCGCUGCUGCUCGCCUUCCGUACGUCGCAGGCGUACGACCGUUGGUGGGAGGCGCGCAAGCUCUGGGGACAGAUCGUCAACUCGACGCGCAACGUCGCCUCGAAUGCCGCCGUCUUCAUGACCGAUCUCGAGCGGAAGCGGCGCGUCAUCAAGGCGACGAUCUGCUUUGCGUGGUGCACAAAGGCGUCGCUGCGUGGCGUGCGGCCAACCUCGGACGAGAUCGCCGAGCUCGCCUCGGAAGAGAUGCUCACGGCGAUGGUGACUCCGUACGUGGUGCCGCUCGGGAGGAGGCCGACGUUGCACCUCGAGCCGAGCGAGUACGAGCAGGCGCUCCUCGAGCAGGGCGAGCCGUACGACCACCUCCCGAUGAUGAUGGCGGGCGUGCGGGACGAGCUAGACGAGACGGUGGGUGCAAAGGGCUCCGCCGCCGAGGUGCACGAGGGGUGGAAGAUUGUGAUUGGCAACGACAUCAAGUCGCUCGUCGACGCGCUCGGCGGUUGCGAGCGCAUCCAGAAGACGCCGAUGCCGUUUGGCUACCUGGCGCAGCAGCGCAUCUUUAUGCUCAUCUGGCUUUGCAGGUGGGCGAGCAUCGCCGUCUGCGCCGUCGUCUCGUUCAUCAUGCUCAAGGCGCGCGGCGCAGAGUUCCAUAUGCCGCUGCACGACCUGCCGCUCGAGGCCAUCUGCAUCACCAUCGAGAAGAACCUGCUCGAGAUCCUCCGCCGCGCGGAGUCGCGAGAGCUGCGGCCGGUGCCUCUCUCCGGGCUGCCCCCUUCGGAGAGACAUCACCGCGACCGGGCAGAUGGGCGCAGCUCCACCCUCUCGGCCAGCCUCUCCGAGGAGGUGGAGAGAUAG